Haplochromis burtoni (Burton's mouthbrooder) is the source of this 2585-nucleotide messenger RNA. RefSeq names its product 1-acylglycerol-3-phosphate O-acyltransferase 2 (lysophosphatidic acid acyltransferase, beta) (gene agpat2). The transcript is spliced from 6 exons. Gene Ontology annotation, cellular component: membrane; endoplasmic reticulum. The record is from RefSeq and is a predicted model, not a curated record. Bases 275 to 1096 code for a protein of 273 amino acids. Gene Ontology annotation, molecular function: 1-acylglycerol-3-phosphate O-acyltransferase activity. Lineage: Eukaryota; Metazoa; Chordata; Actinopteri; Cichliformes; Cichlidae. Gene Ontology annotation, biological process: phosphatidic acid biosynthetic process.
GAAAAACUCACAACCGAUGACGAUUUGACUCCACCUCAUGAUACCAUUUAGCAACAGAUGAGCAGCGCUUCAUGUUCAUUUUGUCGGGCCAGAGUGAAGCACAGCUGCUGCCGUGGUUUCCUGAGGGAAUACUUCACUGUGUAAAUGUUUGUCGGGGUUGCGGUCCGUCCCUCCGUCCCUUGCACCGUAGCUGGCUGAAACCGUUAGCGGCUUCCUCAUCCAGAAACACCCCGCGUGAGUCAGUGCUGCUGCUAGUUUCUGCGGCGGUUUCGCUAUGGAUGUGCUGUGGAUGAUACCGCUGCUGCUGCUCAUGAUUAUUCCGCUCCUGAUGUGCACCAGCAGCACGUUUGUUUUUUAUUUCAAAAAGUUCUUUUACGUGGCCUGGAUGAUGGUCUUGGCCCUCAUCGGUAUACCUCUGUGCAUACUAAAGAGCGGAGGCAGAGACAUUGAAAACAUGAGGAUCAUCCGUUUCAUGGUUCGACACGUCAAGUAUUUGCUGGGUCUUCGAUUUGAAGUGAGCGGUUGGGAGCAUCUGCAGACCGAGGGUCCCUAUGUCGUCAUCUCGAACCACCAGAGCUCCCUGGAUGUUUUGGGCUUGAUGGAGAUCCUACCAGACCGCUGCACCACAAUUGCUAAGAAGGAGCUGAUCUAUGCCGGUACAGUGGGCCUCAUUUGCUGGCUGGGCGGGAUCGUCUUCAUCAACCGCAAGAAGACGAGCGAUGCCAAAAGCGUGAUGGCUGAUGCCGCCAAAACCAUGUUGGACGACCAGAUUCGUCUGUGGGUAUUUCCAGAGGGAACCCGUAACCAAAAUGGCGACCUGCUGCCCUUCAAAAAGGGUGCUUUCCAUCUGGCAGUGCAGGCACAAGUACCCAUCAUACCUGUCGUUUUCUCCUCCUACAGCAACUUCUACCUACGGAAAGAAAAGCAGUUCAAAUCGGGAAUCAUCAGAUUGAAGAUCCUUCCAAAGAUUGAGACAAAGGGGAUGACUUCAGACGAUGUGGCAUCCCUGUCUGACAAAUCCUUUGACCUGAUGCGCGCUGCCUUCCUGGACAUCUCUGACUCCAUAACCCGGAGCAACGGGCCCGUAAGGCACUGAACAUUGAUCUUCCACCCGCCCCCUGUUUUUUCAGCCCCAUGUCUGAUAUCCACCCCUCCCCAAGGCCCCCCCACUCUCCGCCCCAGGUUGUCCCACCGCCUUCAGGAAACAAUGUGACGCAAGUCUUUUUGUGACGAAAGCUCUUCAUGUCUAGUUGACGCCUGGUCCGGUCCACCUCUGGCCUGAGCACACAGCACAGUCAGUCCUGACCCUCACUGUCGCAGCAGCAGCUGCUCUGCACUUUGUGAGCGGAGUGACGGACGGCGAGCCGAACAGUCUGGGUGUGUGUUGUUCAUGCAUGCCUUUUGGAUGGCUCUGUCCACCUUUCAUCCUUGCUUUGCAAAUCUCAGCUUUCUUAUUGUCUUACUUUAUUGCUGUUUUCUACUUUUCUUUGGCCUUUUAUCUUCACCUGCUUUUGUUCGUUUUGCCUUCUGUUCAGCAGAUAAACUUUGCGGGGUUUUUUUUUUUUUUUCCUGAUCAUAAAUGUCAGUGGAUAUUUAUGUUUUCCUCUCAUGCUGCCUUGGUUUUAGUUCUCUUCGGAUGCUUAAACAGACAUACACAAAAUCAAAGUACCCCAUCUCAUUUCUUCGCUUUUAGUUCUUUUCUGUUUCUCCCCUUUAUGCAUUCCAGUCUUUUGCCCAAAGACAAAAAUGAGUGCGGGUCUCCACAAAGUGCGGAGCGUGUGGAAGGAAAGGACACCCACGACUUUCUAUAGCUCUGUCGCUCUAGAUUGAACUCUGUAUCCACAUUGGCUCAUCAACCCAAUGACCAAUAGCUCCAUGACACGCUUCAUGAUGUCAGAAGGCAAGGAAUGCAAGAUACCGUGUAUAACAACAGCACCCAUCUGUACUGGAUUUAUGGACUUCAGUGAACUGAUCAGUUCUCAGUGUCGUAUGUUGGUGUAUCCCUGUACAUUCUUCCAGUUUGUCUCUCUCUCCAAAAAUGAAUUGAAGCAACCGGUCUGCAGCAAGUGUCCUCCAGCAGUGCUCUAAACUCAAACUCUAAUUUCACACUCUUGCUUUGUUGUUGUUGUUGUUUUGUUUUUUCAGGAUCACCUUUAUGCUCCUACUCAUAUACAAAGUGUCAAAAGAAGUGAAUUCUUUAAGUGCAAUGUCCAACUGUUUCAACAUUACUACUGUUCCAAAGUGCGAGCUACCUGCUGUGCCAUGACAAAGAUGUUUUGGGAGGUUUCCAAUGUGGGUGGGGUGGUUUAUUUUUGUUUGUUUGUUUGUUUUUUGUUUUUGUUUUUUAAUUACUAUCUCCUUACGGUCUACUUAACUGGUGACCCCUGAAAUUAUUUAAGGCAGUUCUUGCCAUAAACAGGGGGAGGAAACCUAUGAGAUGAUUUAGAUCUCUAGUAUUUGUUCAUUUAUUAGGAUUAAAUCAAGGAAUCCCAACGUACUAACAAACUCAAGGAUCUAAUGACUGAAGAUGUGUUAUGUUGAUUGGGUGUGAUGGGAAGCCUGUUUUGUUUUUGUUUUUUUUUGUU